CCGGGUCCAUGGAUUCAGCAACUCCGUCGACCUCAACGAUUUGCAGCCAAAAAAAAUUUUAUCAGAAGAGAGUGAACAAUCUCAAUUGCAUUAACAAUGGCGACGGUGCCACUGCCAGAAAACUCCUCAGAAGAGAAGCCAGCCAUAUCACCCAACGACUCCAUAAGUCACAGUCUCCAUACCCUAGAGCAAUCUGCCACUCCGUGGAUCGACUACGCGGUCGAGCAGGCUCGGGUUUACCAGAAGACCAUCGAAGAGACUUUCGAGUCCGCCAUCGAAGCUUCUAGAUCACGUCUCUCCGAGAUUCGGUCCACCUCCGCUGCUCAUUUCAGCCAAACCAUUAACUCUUUGGAAGAUAUCAAGUCUGAUUAUGGUACUUAUGAGGAUAUGUUUUUUGGGAAGAUUAAAGAGGGUGUUCUUAUUGCGGCUUCACAUCCCAUGAUUACUGGUGGAGUUGCUGCUGGUUUGGGUCUUCUGGUUUUAAAAAGGCCACGACGCCUGUUGUACCACAAAACUUUGCGCCUUUUUGUGAGCGAAGAGUCUUUACUUUCUAGAGCUGAUGCCAAAGUAAAGGAGUUGCGACAUUCAAUUGAUCUUCUAAAGGCUGAAGGUGAAAAAUUAGAGAAGAGGGCUUCACAUGCUGAAGAGGAACUGAUAAGGGGAAGGACAAAACUCAGACAAACAGGGAAACAAAUUGAAAGUGUCAUUCGCUCAGCUUAUAAGAUUGAAAGACAAGCAGCGGGUUUAAAAGAUAUCCUUGGUGAACUUCCUAGAAGAGAAGCAUCCAUGUUCCGGUCACAAGUCUCCAAACUAGCUACCGAGGCAAAGCAAGAAAGGAAUGCUUUGACAAAGGAAGUCACAAAAAUUAGCAAUUAUGGGAUCUCAGUCUGAGAAUUCUUUCACAGCCAUUCCCUCAGUUACAGUGACUUCAUACAAGUGUCAAUAAUUGAAUUUAUUGGAGUUCUUAUAACUUUUUGUUCAUGAGUCUUUUUGUAGAAGCAAUAUUGCUUAAGAAUACAAAUUUCUCAUUUUUUUGGUUCUUCUCCUUCGGCAGGAGAUAGGCCAUACAGAAAAAAGUUUGAGUUUUGUGAUUAGUUCAACUACAGGCUGAUAAUUAGCAACAAAACGUCCCCAACUUGCUGGGAAUUCUCCAUUAAA
Prunus persica (peach) is the source of this 1158-nucleotide messenger RNA. RefSeq lists its product as uncharacterized. The transcript has 9 exons. The record is from RefSeq and is a predicted model, not a curated record. The coding region runs from base 97 to 891 and encodes 264 amino acids. NCBI's taxonomy places the organism in Eukaryota, Viridiplantae, Streptophyta, Magnoliopsida, Rosales, Rosaceae.